AUGAAUAGCCUUUUCUCUUCUUUGUCAAACUGCAUAUAUCUGGAAUUAUUAUCUUUCGCAGAAAAUCCACUAAAUGCUAUCAUUCCCAAUUCCAUUGGAAAUCUCUCCACUUCUCUUCAGGAAAUUUUAAUGGGUGGUUGCAAUAUCAAGGGCAGCAUUUUCCAAGAUAUUGGCAAUUUAAGCAGCUUGACAAGAUUGGACUUAGGGAACAAUGAGUUGGUUGGACUGAUUCCAACUUCAUGGGGGAAAUUGGGAAUGAUCCAAGGAGGCAAUGAGCUAGUUGGACAAAUUCCGGGAUGCAUAAAUAAUCUGGCUUUGCUAAGAAAGCUCCACUUAGGCUCAAACAAAUUAACUUCUACAGUUCCUUUGAGCUUGUGGAGCUUGACAGAUUUAUUGGAGGUUGACCUAUCAUCGAAUUCCCUAAGUGGCCCCCUCUCAUUAGAGCUUGGAAAUUUGAAGGUACCGAGAGAGUUGGAUUUAUCAAACAAUCGAUUAUCAGGUGAUAUUCCAACGACAAUUGGUAGUCUCAAAGAUCUACAUAAUCUCUCCUUAGCAGGAAAUCAAUUAGAAGGUUCAAUUCCUAAAUCAUUUGGUGAUUUGGUAAGCUUGGAGCUCUUGGAUGUUUCCGGUAAUUAUUUAUCUGGAGAGUUUCCCAAAUCCUUAGAAGCACUCAUAUAUCUUAAAUAUCUAAAUGUCUCUUUCAAUAGACUACGAGGAGAAAUUCCUACAAAAGGGCCAUUUAUAAACUUCUCGGCUGCAUCAUUUAUGUCAAAUGAUGCACUUUGUGGUGCUCCCCAAUUGCAAGUUCUCCCCUGCAAAAACGAUGCUUCUCGAUCAAAAACGUUCAGAAUAAGGCAUAUACUAACAUUUUUACUACCUGCAGUUAGAUUAACAUUAAUACUUGUGGCAGCAUCCCUCGUAUUAAUCUCAAAAAAAGGCCAAAAGAAGUCAACAGGUUCGGUAGACUUGUCUCCUUUAGCACCAUGGAGAAGAGUUUCUCACCAAGAGCUUCUACGAGCAACAGAAGGGUUUAAUCCAAAUAAGUUGAUUGGAGAAGGGAGCUUUGGGUCUGUGUACAAAGCAACAUUCUUGGAUGGUAAGAAUUUUGCAAUAAAAGUUUUGAAUUUGCAAAUAGAAGGGGCAUUUCAUAGCUUUGACGUAGAGUGUGAAGUACCAAGUAAUAUUCGUCAUCGGAAUCUUGUCAAAAUCAUUAGUGCUUGCAAUAGCAUCGACUUCAAAGCCAUUGUAUUGGAAUACAUGCCUAAUGGGAGCUUGGAGACCUGGCUUUAUUCUGAUGACCACUUCUUGAGUAUGUUACAAAGGCUAAACAUAAUGAUUGAUGUGGCGACAGCACUAGAAUACCUUCAUUUCGGUUACUCCAAAACUAUUGUGCACUGUGAUUUGAAGCCUAACAAUAUAUUGUUGGAUGAAGAUAUCGUUACCCAUGUUGCUGAUUUUGGA
Messenger RNA from Juglans microcarpa x Juglans regia, 1461 nucleotides. RefSeq names its product receptor kinase-like protein Xa21. NCBI's taxonomy places the organism in Eukaryota, Viridiplantae, Streptophyta, Magnoliopsida, Fagales, Juglandaceae. The transcript has 2 exons. Gene Ontology annotation, biological process: protein phosphorylation. Gene Ontology annotation, molecular function: ATP binding; protein binding; protein kinase activity. The record is from RefSeq and is a predicted model, not a curated record. The annotation marks the transcript as partial.